Molecule: messenger RNA, 1401 nt
Organism: Danaus chrysippus (African queen)
Lineage: Eukaryota; Metazoa; Arthropoda; Insecta; Lepidoptera; Nymphalidae
Source: the annotation of a GenBank genome assembly
AUGACGGACCUAAAGAAUAUGGAGGUAAGCGGCAGCGUGAUGGACGGAGUCGCUGAGAAGGGUGUGCUGGAAUCCCCUAAUAAGAAGACGCCCGUGGAAUACAAGGUGUUCCCGAUCAGGUGGCUGGUGCUGUUCAUAUUCGUGUUAUACUCAGCCAGUAACUCGAUGCAGUGGCUCCAGUACAGCAUCAUACAAGACGCGGUGGUGAAGCACUACGGAGUGACCAGCAUCACCGUGUACUGGACUUCAAUGGUGUACAUGAUCACGUACAUACCCCUCAUAUUCCCGGCUAGCUAUCUCCUCGAUAAGACUAUACAGGAAAAAGUUUGUCGAAUAAAUAUACAUAUAUAUGGUUUGAGGACAACAACAAUAAUAGGAUCUUUCGGAACCUGUGCUGGAGCGUGGUUGAAGGUGUUCUCCGUGCCACCAGACAUGUUCUGGCUGGGCUUCGCUGGGCAGACGGUGGUGGCGGUUGCCCAAGUGUUCAUACUGAACGUACCUCCAAGACUAGCAGCUGUGUGGUUCGGAGCUGAUCAAGUCUCCUCCGCCUGCAGCAUCGGGGUCUUUGGGAAUCAGCUGGGUGUUGCCCUGGGAUUCCUCCUCCCUCCCAUGUUGGUGAGGUCCACGGGAACUCCUGAGGAGAUCGGAGCAGACCUCCAGAUUAUGUUCUACUUGGUGGCGGGAGCGACCAGCGUCCUUUUUGUGUUCAUCGUGCUAUUCUUCAAGUCUGCUCCCCCCACGCCCCCUUCAGCGGCGGCCGACCUCGGCUCCAGCCUGGACUCCAACUUCCUCCAGUCCAUCAAGAAGCUCCUCACCAAUCGUAACUACAUCCUGCUGCUCAUCUCGUACGGCCUCAACGUUGGCGUGUUCUACGCCAUCUCCACACUCCUCAACGAACUCGUCCUUACAUACUAUCCAGGUGCCAAUGAGGAUGCUGGUCGUAUAGGUCUAGUUAUAGUGGUGGCCGGAAUGGUUGGGUCGGUCGUGUGUGGCCUUGUACUGGACAAGACCCACCGCUUCAAAGAGACCACGCUUGCGGUGUACGCGGCCUCAGUCAUCGGUAUGCUGAUUUUCACCUUCACGUUGGACUGUGGAUACAUCGCUGUCGUCUACUUCAGCAGCAUUGUGCUCGGAUUCUUCAUGGCUGGUUAUCUACCAGUCGGCUUCGAGUUCGCCUCGGAAGUCACAUACCCUGAGCCCGAGGGCACUACAUCUGGGAUACUCAAUGCUUGUGUUCAGGUGUUUGGUAUAGUCCUGACUCUGUUAUUUGAGUGGAUGCUGGGUGCAGCCGGAGACCGCUGGGCCAACCUGUGUCUGUGUGGUCUUUUAGCGCUCGGUACAGCUGUCACGGCGGCUAUCAGGUCUGAUCUUCGACGACAGGCCGCUCAGAACAAGGCCUAG